Molecule: messenger RNA, 900 nt
Organism: Elgaria multicarinata webbii
Lineage: Eukaryota; Metazoa; Chordata; Lepidosauria; Squamata; Anguidae
Product: major histocompatibility complex class I-related gene protein-like
Exons: 4
Coding region: 1-900 (299 amino acids)
Biological process (GO): immune response
Cellular component (GO): external side of plasma membrane
Source: RefSeq, a predicted model, not a curated record
AUGGUAAUAUGGGACACUGGCCAAGAGCUGCCGACAUUUCUACUUUCAGCAUACCUGGAUGACCAGCUUUGUGGUUAUUACGACAGCAGCACGAGGCGGUUCGUUCCUCGAGGCCCCUGUAUAAAGAAAGCAGAGGAGGAUGACCCCUCCCUUUGGGACGUCUACACUGAGAGGGCAUCUGGUGUGGAGCUCGGUUUCAGGCGUCACCUGCUCGUCCUGUUGAAACACCGCAAACAGAGUGAGGGGGUUCUCAUCUGGCAGGAGAGGCUUGGCUGCAACCAGGGCAAGGACAGGAGCAAAAGAGGGUAUGACCGGUGUGGCUACAACGGGAGGGAUUUCAUCACCUUUGACUAUGAAGCCCUCACCUGGAUUGCACUUGAUGCAAAUGCAGAAGUGAUCAAGAGGAAGUGGGAAGCUGACCCAGGCUUUUCCCAGAGAAGGAUUGUACAGCAGGAGGACUGCCUUCAGACGCUACAGCAAUUCUGGAAAUAUGGGAAGGAAACUCUGCUGAGAAAAGAGCCCCCAGCAGUGAAGGUGUCACGCAAGGUGAGCUAUGACAGCCUGGAGAUCCUCACCUGCCGCGCUCAUGGCUUCUACCCCAAAGAGAUCAAUGCCACCUGGAGGAAGGAUGGGAAGCCCUGGGAGCAGGAGACCUCUCCUGGGCGUGUUGUCCCCAACUCAGAUGGCACCUACCACACUUGGAUCAGCGUCAAGAUUGAGCCCAAGGACAGGGACCACUACUGGUGCCACGUGGAACAUGCUGGCCUGAUGGAGCCGCUGGACCUGGUCUGGCAGGAGUCUGGUGAGAGACUGGGCCUCAGUGGGUCGCCUUGUGGGAGUCGUCUUCGGGGUCAUGGCUGCUGUGCUUAUCCUGCCUGGCAUCAUAAUUUACAUUUGUAA